Alternaria burnsii is the source of this 333-nucleotide messenger RNA. RefSeq lists its product as uncharacterized. Lineage: Eukaryota; Fungi; Ascomycota; Dothideomycetes; Pleosporales; Pleosporaceae. The transcript has a single exon. The record is from RefSeq and is a predicted model, not a curated record. Bases 1 to 333 code for a protein of 110 amino acids.
AUGUUCCUGGAUGAUGCGCAACAGUGCAUGAAGGUUAUCGACCAUCGACAGCGCGAGAUCAUCAUGUUGCUGCGUCGACCUGCUCUCGGGCCAAUGACGCCAGCCCGCCACUUCCGUAACCGUUACAAGCCUUCCGUCAUCGUUCAGCAUCUGCGCAAACAAGCAGCCAUUCAACUUUGGAGCUACGCAAUGUUGGAACUUCGCCUCUUCACUCUAAGUUUAGAAGUUGACAGCCGGUACCCGUCUUUCAGAUCCACUUCUUUCUCAUAUCCUGAUCUUGUACCUGACAUCUCUUCGUCUCUCCUCACAUCACCUUCCAUGGACGCGACUUGA